Messenger RNA from Nezara viridula (southern green stink bug), 937 nucleotides. The record is from the annotation of a GenBank genome assembly. Lineage: Eukaryota; Metazoa; Arthropoda; Insecta; Hemiptera; Pentatomidae.
AUUUCAUUUCAGUAUAGCUGUGGUAGGCCGAACAUAUAGCAAGAAAUAGUGGAAUGUGGAGUAUUUCGCAGCUAAAGAUCUGCACCUUGCAGGAUUUAGACGACACAGACAAUGCGGAAAACAUAGACUUUUCUUUCUUGUCGGCCCUCAGCAUCGAUUACAGCCAGGUGAAGUGGAAGAACGCCGCGGUCCUGGUCGCCCUACAUGUCGGAGCGGUGAUCGGCUGGGCUCUCUUCCUCCUCGGCUACGUGCACUGGCCAACUUUUCUUUGGAAUUUUCUGCUCAGUUUCGUCUCCGUCAUUGGUAUCACCGUGGGUGCACUCAGCCUUUGGAAUCACAAAAUCUACGACUCGAAAAAACCUUUGAAGUUGUUUCUACUGAUUGCCCAAACUAUAGCAUCUCAAGACUGUAUGUGGAUGUGGAUUCGAGAUCACAGACUGCACUGCGAAAAUCACAAGACAGAUGCUGAUCCUUUCAAUUCCAAACGAGGAUUCUUCUUCUCCCACAUGGGCUGGUUGAUGAUGAAGAAGCAUCCAGAUGUCAUCACCAAAGGAAAACAAUCCGACAUGUCCGAUCUUGAAGCCGAUUCUCUGGUAAUGUUCCAGAAAAGGCACUACAAGGCUAUGUACACGUUGCUAGCGGUAUUACAGCUGACGAUUCCCUGCUAUUUGUGGAAUGAAAUGGCAGAAAUAUCAUUCAUUGCUUUUAUUACGAGAAUUGUGACAGUGUUACACAUUAGUUGGUGCAUUCACAGCAUACACGACUUUCAAGGAAUGAAGACAACCACGGAGGAAAAGAGUGAUGCUGAGAUGAAAUACGUUAGCGAUCAACGCUGUUGGUUCGAUCCAACGUCACUUUUUUUAAGCAUUGGUGAUAGGAUAGGCCUCACAUUUAAUCCAAAGGAUGUUGAUUAAAUUGAAAUAAAAUAAAAUAAUUU